Messenger RNA from Paramecium sonneborni, 187 nucleotides. The record is from the annotation of a GenBank genome assembly. NCBI's taxonomy places the organism in Eukaryota, Ciliophora, Oligohymenophorea, Peniculida, Parameciidae.
AUGUGGAAUAUUGUAGCUUGGGUAAGAAAAAUGUAAACAUUAUUUAAAUUUAAUUUUUAGUGGUGGAGAUUUAUAAACUGAAGGAGAUUCAACUAAGAUUGGAAGUUGGAUUGAGCUGAGUGAAAAGGAGAAUAUAAAAACGGUAGAAAGACAGGUCGAUGGGGUUUAAUAUUUAAUUGAAAAUUGA